Messenger RNA from Myiozetetes cayanensis, 695 nucleotides. RefSeq names its product histone H2A.J. The transcript has a single exon. The record is from RefSeq and is a predicted model, not a curated record. The coding region runs from base 32 to 421 and encodes 129 amino acids. Gene Ontology annotation, cellular component: nucleosome. Gene Ontology annotation, molecular function: protein heterodimerization activity; DNA binding; structural constituent of chromatin. Lineage: Eukaryota; Metazoa; Chordata; Aves; Passeriformes; Tyrannidae.
GAAUUUGUGCUGUGCACAAGGCGCCCUAAAUAUGUCCGGCCGCGGGAAGCAGGGAGGCAAGGUCCGAGCCAAGGCCAAGUCGCGUUCGUCGCGGGCCGGGCUGCAGUUUCCUGUCGGUCGCGUGCACCGAUUGCUCCGGAAAGGUAACUACGCGGAGCGGGUGGGGGCUGGAGCUCCUGUCUACAUGGCGGCCGUGCUGGAGUACCUGACGGCCGAGAUCCUGGAGCUGGCGGGCAACGCGGCCCGCGACAACAAGAAGACGCGCAUCAUCCCCCGCCACCUGCAGCUCGCCAUCCGCAACGACGAGGAGCUCAACAAGCUGCUGGGCAAGGUGACGAUCGCGCAGGGUGGCGUGCUGCCCAACAUCCAGGCCGUGCUGCUGCCCAAGAAGACUGAGAGCCAUAAAGCUAAAAGCAAAUAAGUUCGACGAGCAAAGCUAUUAAGGCUUAGCACAUUUUAAACCAAAGGCUCUUUUCAGAGCCACCCACAGAAUCAGAAAAGAGUUGUGUUGCUUUCUUUACAAAGGUCUCUCAUGCUAUCUUUAAUUGCAACUUUAGUAACUAAAACGUAUUCUUGUUACAGUAAUAUAAACCUUAUUCCUAUCGAAUGGAGGUCAUACGCUUGCUAAUUCUCCCUUUAAAAUCAUUAAUUUGUUUUUUUUCCUUGUAACAGUAAAGCACUUAUGUCUUAAUAUU